Molecule: messenger RNA, 2630 nt
Organism: Symphalangus syndactylus (siamang)
Lineage: Eukaryota; Metazoa; Chordata; Mammalia; Primates; Hylobatidae
Gene: GPT
Product: glutamic--pyruvic transaminase
Biological process (GO): biosynthetic process
Molecular function (GO): pyridoxal phosphate binding; transaminase activity
Source: RefSeq, a predicted model, not a curated record
GCCUGGCCUUUCAGCUCAGCAGGCCUGUGGAGGUGGGGCUCUGACAGCCUAUCCCGGCUUGUUUCCUACUCUCCUCCAAUCGGGAACAAGAGGGCUGGAGACUUCAGGUCACCCCUAGCCUGGGGUGUGUCCCAAGGGCAACCCCCAGCUGGUGCCUGGUGAAAGGGCAUGACAGCAGCCAUGGUGUGAGCUGUCCCAGGGCCCAGGGCUGGACUGCCUGGCUCCAGCCCCCUCCCCCAGCCCCUCGCAGUGCUCAUCAGGGACCAAGGUCCAGCUACAGAGCUCUUGCAGCCUCUGGGCCAUAGCUGCCAGCCCCGGAGGGGCCAGAUGGAACCCAGCGCCUGAGCACCCCUCCCCUCUCCCCAGCACCCCCUGGAUUCCUGAGGCCUGGCUCAGUUACUAGGAGACAGGUCUGCUGGCCCAAGCAAAGAUGCGGGUGCCACGAGGGCCAGGCCUCGGCCAAGCCCUGCUGGGGUAAAUCCCAGCAGCCCAGACUCCAGUCUUGCCUCAGGGGUCCCUCCUUUCCAGCUCUGCCAGCCCCUCAGGGCUGCUGAGCACCCCAGGCGCUCAGCCCUCUCCCCUCCCCCCAUGUCGAGUUCCUCAGAGCUGUCCGGACUGACGUCUGUACCUACCCCCCAUGUGGGUCUCCUGCUCUCCCUUCGUGGGGACACUGGGCAGGCACUGGGCCUUGCCCCAAGCCCCGCCUGCCACCUCACCCACUGCCUCUGCCUCCCUGGGGCAGAGCUGUUCCCAGACGGGUGGGGCGGGGCCCAACUGUCCCCAGCUCCUUCAGCCCUUUCUGUCCCUCCCAGUGAGGCCAGCUGCGGUGAAGAGGGUGCCCUCUUGCCUGGAGUUCCCUCUGCUACGGCUGCCCCCUCCCAGCCCUGGCCCACUAAGCCAGACCCAGCUGUCCCCAUUCCCUCUUCUGGUCCUGCCACCUCCUGAGCCGCCUUCCUGCCUGGUCUGGGUAGAGUCAUGGCCUCCAGCACAGGUGACCGGAGCCAGGCGGUGAGGAACGGACUGAGGGCGAAGGUGCUGACGCUGGACAGCAUGAACCCGCGUGUGCAGAGGGUGGAGUAUGCGGUGCGUGGCCCCAUAGUGCAGCGAGCCUUGGAGCUGGAGCAGGAGCUGCGCCAGGGUGUGAAGAAGCCUUUCACUGAGGUCAUCCGUGCCAACAUCGGGGACGCGCAGGCUAUGGGGCAGAGGCCCAUCACCUUCCUGCGCCAGGUCUUGGCCCUCUGUGUUAACCCUGAUCUUCUGAGCAGCCCCAACUUCCCUGACGAUGCCAAGAAAAGGGCAGAGCGCAUCCUGCAGGCGUGUGGGGGCCACAGUCUGGGGGCCUACAGCGUCAGCUCCGGCAUCCAGCUGAUCCGGGAGGACGUGGCGCGGUACAUUGAGAGGCGUGACGGAGGCAUCCCUGCGGACCCCAACAACGUCUUCCUGUCCACAGGGGCCAGCGAUGCCAUCGUGACGGUGCUGAAGCUGCUGGUGGCCGGCGAGGGCCACACGCGCACGGGUGUGCUCAUCCCCAUCCCCCAGUACCCACUCUACUCGGCCACGCUGGCAGAGCUGGGCGCAGUGCAGGUGGAUUACUACCUGGACGAGGAGCGCGCCUGGGCGCUGGACGUGGCCGAGCUUCACCGUGCGCUGUGCCAGGCGCGUGACCACUGCCGCCCUCGUGCGCUCUGUGUCAUCAACCCCGGCAACCCCACUGGGCAGGUGCAGACCCGCGAGUGCAUCGAGGCCGUGAUCCGCUUCGCCUUCGAAGAGCGGCUCUUUCUGCUGGCGGACGAGGUGUACCAGGACAACGUGUACGCCGCGGGCUCGCAGUUCCACUCAUUCAAGAAGGUGCUCAUGGAGAUGGGGCCGCCCUACGCCGGGCAGCAGGAGCUUGCCUCCUUCCACUCCACCUCCAAGGGCUACAUGGGCGAGUGCGGGUUCCGCGGCGGCUAUGUGGAGGUGGUGAACAUGGACGCCGCAGUGCAGCAGCAGAUGCUGAAGCUGAUGAGUGUGCGGCUGUGCCCGCCGGUGCCAGGCCAGGCCUUGCUGGACCUGGUGGUCAGCCCGCCCGCACCCACCGACCCCUCCUUCGCGCAGUUCCAGGCUGAGAAGCAGGCAGUGCUGGCAGAGCUGGCGGCCAAGGCCAAGCUCACCGAGCAGGUCUUCAAUGAGGCUCCUGGCAUCAGCUGCAACCCAGUGCAGGGCGCCAUGUACUCCUUCCCACGCGUGCAGCUGCCCCCGCGGGCGGUGGAGCGUGCUCAGGAGCUGGGCCUGGCCCCCGAUAUGUUCUUCUGCCUGCGCCUCCUGGAGGAGACUGGCAUCUGCGUGGUGCCAGGGAGCGGCUUUGGGCAGCGGGAAGGCACCUACCACUUCCGGAUGACCAUUCUGCCCCCCUUGGAGAAACUGCGGCUGCUGCUGGAGAAGCUGAGCAGGUUCCAUGCCAAGUUCACCCUCGAGUACUCCUGAGAACCCCAGCUGGGGCCAGGCUGGGUCGCCCUGGACUGUGUGCUCGGGGGCUCUGGAGCCCACUGUACUUGCUCUUGCUGCCUGGCGGGGUGGGGUGGGGCUGGGCCCCUGCCUCUCUGCAGGUCCCUAAUAAAGCUGUGUGGCAGUCUGACUCCAGGCAGGAA